This is a messenger RNA of Gossypium raimondii (Peruvian cotton), 2139 nucleotides long. RefSeq lists its product as uncharacterized. The record is from RefSeq and is a predicted model, not a curated record. Bases 9 to 476 code for a protein of 155 amino acids. The transcript has 2 exons. Lineage: Eukaryota; Viridiplantae; Streptophyta; Magnoliopsida; Malvales; Malvaceae.
AUGUUGAUAUGGUUGGUGGUGAAGAAGAAUGUGCUGGUGAAGAAGAAUGUGGUGGCGAUCAUUGGGAUGAAGAGGUCGAUAGUGACGGUGAUUCCGAUGUGGACGAUGUACCUGAUGAUAUUGACGAUGAAGAUGUCAACAACGAUGAAGGCAUUAACGCUUCUUCGGUCGGGGAGCAAAUGCGACAUAUUUUGGUACACAAUAAUCCUGGGCCACACAUGUCGCUCAUAGACCCCGACGCAGCGCAUGUAGCUGAGUUUCCGGAGUACCUUGAAAUAGUUCAUUCUCACGGGCUGGCCGUAACAUCUAAUGAUGAGGAGUUAUUUAUAGGCCAGAGAUUCAGGUGUAAAGAAGAGUGCAUAUAUGCCAUUAAACGGUACAGCAUGAAGAUAUCGGUGGAUUAUAAAGUCUCUGUGUUUACUCCGACAAUAUAUGUUGGGGAGUGUUGGAAGGCAGCGGAAGGCUGUAAUUGGUGAGUACGAGCUGCAUUCAUUAGAAGUUCUCAGAUGUGGGAGAUACGAAAAUUUGUUAGUCUUCAUACAUGCACAUCAACACGUAUGACAGAAGAUCAUGGAAAACUUGAUUCGAAAACUAUCUGUACGUGUAUCAUGCCAAUGGUUAAGGACAUGCCGACCAUUAAAGUUUCGGUACUGAUUGAUGAAAUGCAAGCACGAUUCCAGUAUCAACUCUCAUAUCGGAAGACAUGGAUAGCUAAACAGAUGGCGAUGAAGCAACUGUAUGGGGAUUACGAUUCGUUGUAUAACGAGCUUCAAGGUUGGAUAGCUACUAUGCGGGAGUACAUACCGAGGACUGUGAUUGAGUUGCAUACAAGGCCAUAUUACGGCCUGGAUGACCAGUUACAGCCGACAAAAAAGAUUUUCCAUCGGAUGUUCUGGACGUUCGAUCCAUGUGUGCUGGCAUUUCCCCACUGCAAGCCACUUGUGCAGGUGGAUGGGACCUAGCUGUAUGGAAAAUAUACACAGAUCCUACUUAUUACAGUUACUCAAGACGGUAACAGAAACGUGCUCCCGAUAGUAUUUGCUAUCGUAGAUAAAGAGAACAUGGAGUCUUGGGAAUUCUUCUUCACAAAUCUGCAGAGGUAUGUUAUUAGGAACGAUAACAUUUGCAUCAUCUCCGAUAGAGGGAAGGGUUUAAUUGCAGCUAUUAGGCGUUCCGGUGUGCCAUGGAGAUCCGUUUACUGUAUCCGUCACAUUGCAGCUAACUUUCACAAAGAUUAUAAGAAUGCAGAGUGAAAGUGACAAGUCGUGCCAAUGGCGUACGAGUUAGAGCCACAUAUUUUUCGGCAAAGAAUGAUCCGACUUGAAAGUGACAUGGAGGGGCAGACAAACACAUCUUUCCGACAAUGGUUGGGCACAAUGGAGCCGUGGUAGUGGGCUCAAAGUUUUGACGAGGGCUUUCGUUAUGGCCAUAUGACCACAAACUUAGUCGAGGGGAUCAACGCUGUCUUGUUAAAAACACGUCAUCUUCCGAUUGCAUCGGUAUUUUCUGCUACUUUCUACAGGCUGGCUACUUUGAUGCCAAGGAUUGGUCAGCAGCAAGUCGACCAGAUGGAGGCGGGACACGUGUUUGUCGAACAUGUCAGGGAUGCAAUGGUCGCAAACCGUCAGUUGGCGAGGUCAAUGAACGUGGAAAUAUAUUCACGACGACUGGAAACGUUUCGAGUUACUAAGACCAUUAAUCGUCGACCUGGUAUACCAAUUAGGUCCUACGAAGUUGAUCUCCGAAACAGACGGUGCGAGUGCAGGAGGUUCAAAACACAUCAUUAUCCCUGCGCGCAUGUCGUGGCAGCGUGUGCUAAAGUGAACUUUGAUGCUGAAUAAUAUGUCGAUGAUGUGUACGCGCUGGAGCACAUAUUGCGUGUCUGGGAGAAUGAGUUCCCCGUCCUGCCUGACCUAUCUACGUGGGAGGUGCCGCCGAUGACUUUCGAGCUUCUCCCAGACAGAGGGUUACGGAGGAAUCCAAUGGGUCGUCCGCAGUCAAGCAGAAUCCAUAAUGAGAUGGACAUUAGGGAGAAAUCUGACAGAAAGCGUUGUGGAAUAUGUAGGUUAAGUGGUCAUAGUCGGAAUAAAUGCCCUAACCGAAACUUUAAUGUUGGACAGUCGUCCAGAUCGGGUUGGA